This is a messenger RNA of Bactrocera oleae (olive fruit fly), 3474 nucleotides long. RefSeq lists its product as uncharacterized. The record is from RefSeq and is a predicted model, not a curated record. Lineage: Eukaryota; Metazoa; Arthropoda; Insecta; Diptera; Tephritidae.
CCAUUCGGUAACUUACAUUUACAUAUUACAAAAUAGUAUAUUUUGUUUGUCAAUCAAAAUUCAAAAUUAAAAAAAACGAGCAAUUUACUUUCAUUACAAUUAUCUGGUCUUAAAAACUUUUUACUGAUUUUGACCUAGACUAUCGGGUAUCAAACCCAAGGCUGAAAAACACAACUAGUGACUUCAAAAGCAAAAUAACCCUUUUCAUUCCACGAAAUCACUUUAGGAAAAUAAUGAAAGUCAGUGACGAGAAGGAUUCCGAAACUAGCAAGCGGAACUCAAGUAAUGACUAUAAUCCCGACGGAAUAUGCUGUUGCAACUCUGAACAAAGUCCAUACGAUCAGACCUAUGUCUGGUAUCCGAAACAAGUAAGUAUUAAAGAACUCGAAUAUGUGCGGCGGAUGGAGUCGGAGUUUACAUCUCUACAACGCGCUGUUCUUACACUAACCACGCAAUUCGCACGAUUGCAAUUUCGCAUACGACAAACAGUGCAAGCUGAACCCUUUGAACGCGAUGAUUUGCUACUUGAUCUCCAUGAUUUAGCAUUCAAUACCGCUAACGGAGGAAACGAUGAGCUGCCACGUAUACAGCAUGAUUCCAUAAGUAUGGGCGAUGUGCGCCGCAAACAACAUUUCAUACUCGAUCACCUCCAUCAACAACUAACCACAUUGGUCGAUGAACAUAGUUCCAAAUAUGCACCUGAAUUCGGUGCUGAUACACGGGCAGCCCGUAAAAUCCGAGGAGCCAAAAGAAAUUCAGAGCUAGCAUCGGAUACUGCACAAUCCUCCGAGCCAGAUUAUAAUGCAUUAACGAGUGGUGCCGAUUCGGAGUACUCGGCCUCAAACAGAAAUAAAACUGACCAGUGGGGAGAAACUGAAGGUGGAAGUGACAAAAAUCACUUGAGAAGUUCAAGUACCAGCCGCAAGGGGCUUAUAGAACUUUGCCUAUAAUAUAUAUACAAACAAAUAAAUGCUGAGGGAGCUUUUUCGAAAGAGGCUACAGAUGGCUAUUUUAACUUUAGUCAAGAAAAGUAUGAGUAUUGUGGCGUUGAGAUCCGAAACCAUGCAAACAGCAACCAAACAACCGAGUAGAGUGAAUAUUGAUACCGGAUAGUCGGGUUUAGUUGCAAAUAUAUAUCGUUAAAUUCUAUAAUUUUGACUUGUGUAUGUCUUUGAGUUAGACAACGCAACAAAUCAUAAUUAUAUAACUGUAUAUAUUUUAAGUAGUAUGGCGAAGAGAAAAAAUAGAAAAGGCCAUUGAUUUUUUUGUAUUUAAUAAAAAAGAAAUUAAAAUAACUUUUGUGAACUUGACCUGGUUUGAGCUCUACCCGUAUUAUGAAUAUCAUUAACACAGAUGACAAGCACCCAAUUCAUAUAAAACUAGAUACCUCAAAGCUAUAAAAUUUCAGUUCAUAAAGAAUAUUUCACUUGGAUAAUAUUAGCCAUUUUAUGAAGCAAAGAGAUUUACAGGGAUUUGGGAUAGUUUUGUUUUGACGGCGUGUGGAAGCGGGGAUGUCAGCGCAUUUUAGAAAUAUGGAAAAGGAACAAUGUCGGUUGGUAAUUCGAUUAUUGUCGGAAAAAAAAUUACACAGUGAAAUCAAAAAAAUGCUGUUUACAGUGACUCGUCCCUUUCAUUGGCGACCAUCAAAACCUGGUUUAGUUAAAGAUUUUCAACGUAAUCAAGCGUCUAUUUUUGGUUUGGUUUCGUCUAAGUUUAAAAUUCGAUGGUCCCUUUUGGUCCGACUACCGAUUGAAGGUGCAUGAGAUAGUUGACAUAAUAGCCAUCUCAAAAAAACUGCAAGGUUCCAUAUCGUGCAUGAAAUAUUGAAAUGACAAAAGUUCUCGGCGUGAUGAGUGACAAGUUCACUCAUUUCAGACAACAAGUGCAAUACUUGUAAUACCACUUCACAACUUAAUUUGCCGCCGAAUCCGAAGAAGUUUAUGCCUCGUGCCGUUGCCAUCAACGAAGCAUAGAUUCGUUUCUUUAAAUCAGAGAUCCAAGAACACAAACAGUGGACCUCACCGGGUGAACUCACUCCGAAGAAAGUGAAUACUCUCCCAUUAGCCAGUAGGAUACUCAAACAACUAAGUCCAUUGCGAAAUAUUUCAACUGUGUGGAGAAACACGUAUUAUGUACAAAUGUCAAAAUGAGAAAUUUUCGUACUCAGUCAAAAUUCAAAAUUUAAAAAAUUUCAUUUUCUGGAUAAAACGUUUGUUUACUAUACUUAGCCGUUACAUCAUAACCAACUAAUUUCCGUGAUAAGAAAAACAUUAAAGCCACGUUAUUGAACGACAACUUAGAAAAGCUUAACUGCUUCUUUGUUGUUGAAAAACUAGUGCAAAAUAUCGUUGUUUAUUUAAAGUAAUGAAAAACAAAGAUGGCAAAAAUUCGGGUGGUAACAGUCCGACCGAUUCUCAACACGCUGACGUAGAAGGCUGUAACUUCGGACUAAAGCCAUUUGAGCUGCUAUAUCUUUGGUAUCCAAAUCAAGAGAGUGUGAACCACCUCGAAUAUAUCCGUCGGUUGGAAUGCGAGUUUACAUGUCUCCAACGCGCCUUUCUUACUCUUACCACACAAUUUGCACGUUUGCAAUUCCGCAUACGACAAAUAGUUCAAGCUGAACCUAGUGAACGCCAUGCUCUGCUGCUUGAACUCGAACAUCUGGCAUUUAAUCCCGACGAGGAAAAGGACGAGAUGCCGUCAAUCAAACGGGAUUCCAUAAAUAUGGGUGAAGUGCGACACAAACAGCAUUACAUUCUCGAGCAAUUGCGUCGGCAGCUUUGCACUCUGGCGGAAGCCCAAAAUUGGAAACCCGAACCGGAAUUGCAUGCAGAACCACCUGCACCAGGUUCUGUGGACGAAGUAGUAUGCUGCUGUAUUAGAAAAAAACGAAAACCACCACCACCGCCGCAACAACCACAACAACCGCAAACUCCCGAUAUGAAUUAUAAUGCAUAUGUAAGUAAUGAGGAAUCCAGAUAUUCGAGCUCGAGCAAAAACCAACCUGAAAUGGAAAUGGGAAUGAGAACUGAUCGAGACAUUGAGUCAUCGCAAAAUUCAAGUGCAAAACAGGAAGUGUCAAUCUCUAAAGAGGAAGCGUUAGCCUUUGCAUGCAAUACUGAUCCUUCCUAUUCCAUAAGAGCCUCAACUACCCGUGUCAGUAUUUGCCCGGAGAACGUUGGAAAUGCUAAGGAGGCCCGACCAUGCACCUGUAGAAAAAUGAGCCAAAGACCGGAUCGCUAAACUAUUUAAUACAUAUACAGAUUCUAAGAACAUACGGCUCAUAAAAUAUGAGUUUCAUACAAAUAAUUUCAAUUUACAACGUUUAUUUUACACAUGGCUUUUGUCUUUUCGUCUAUGCUAUGCACUUUUGAUUUACAUAACAAGGUAUAUUUUGUAAUCUUUUAUUUCAGAGCAUUUAUAAUACAUAUUUUACAAAUAGUCGGCGGUCAUAAUAAAAGUAUAAUUAACAGA